Messenger RNA from Leptopilina heterotoma, 4365 nucleotides. Its product is annotated as ABC transporter G family member 3-like. The coding region runs from base 302 to 4150 and encodes 1282 amino acids. NCBI's taxonomy places the organism in Eukaryota, Metazoa, Arthropoda, Insecta, Hymenoptera, Figitidae. Gene Ontology annotation, cellular component: plasma membrane. The record is from RefSeq and is a predicted model, not a curated record. Gene Ontology annotation, molecular function: ATP binding; ABC-type transporter activity; ATP hydrolysis activity. The transcript is spliced from 20 exons.
ACAUUCGAUUGCACUCUUUAGUUCAAUCAAAAGUUUCAUUAUCCACGCGCUCAACCGGCAGUGUGAAAUUUAAAUAUUCAUUUAAACGUGGGAAAUAAAUUCAUUUCCGUUCCAGUCACCUUGUGACAUUUCAAAUUCAGUAUAGUGAAGCUGGGACAAGAUGCAAGAUUGAUAAAAGGGGAGAAUCCCGCAUAGAGAAGAAUUAAUUCCAAAUUUCUGAAUGAGGAUGAAUAGAGGAUAAUUUUUUUUUUUUUUUUUUUUGAAACUUGAAGAAUUUGAAUUUUUUUCUUUGAUCAUCAGAAUGACGUCGAAUCAUUCGAAUCAUUGCUCGCCUUCCCGAUCAUCUUUAAGCUGUUGCCAGGUGGAUAAUACUAGUCAAAGCGACGUGAAUGAGACAUGCGUGCCUGGAAACAAUAAUUAUUUUAUGCAAGAGAAACACUCUUUCCCAAAGAGGCCGGAAGUCGAUUUAUCCUUUCGGAAUAUUAGGUACAGCAUCAAGCAAUGGAACCUCCGAAAAUUGAAACCUGAGCCCAAAGAGAUUCUGCAUGGAGUCAGUGGAGAUUUUAAAGCUGGCGAAUUAACAGCUAUCAUGGGACCUUCCGGUGCUGGAAAAUCAACACUUUUGAACGUUCUAGCUGGAUUUACUGUUCAAGGUACUACCGGUGAAAUCCUAGUGAAUGGAAAGAAACGAGUACCACACAGUGAAAGGUGGAGAAGAACAUCGUGCUACAUACAACAGGAUUCUUUACAAAGAACGAGACUAACGGUGGGAGAAGCCAUGACUCUUGCCGCUCACCUCAAACUCGGCUACACUAUCAGUUCUGCUUACAAACACACUCAGGUUUUGGAGCUUCUUGAAAUUCUUGGACUUGGUUAUUGCUAUGAUACCUUAUGCGGUCGAUUAUCGGGUGGACAAAAAAAGAGACUUGAUGUUGCUAUAGAGCUACUCAGCAAUCCAUCAGUAUUAUUUCUUGAUGAACCUACAACUGGCUUGGAUUCUGCUUCCUGUAGCCAGUGCAUUGCUCUCUUGCAACGAUUGGCAAGAGUGGAAAGACGAACUGUAGUGUGUACGAUUCAUCAACCUAGUGCUCUGCUCUUCGAAAUGUUUGACCAACUUUACGCGGUUGCCGAAGGUCACUGUAUAUAUAGAGGAUCUAUACAAUCACUAGUACCACAUUUAUCAUCAAUCGGAGCCGACUGUCCACCUUAUCACAAUCCAGCAGAUUUUUUGUUGGAAGUUGCGAUUGGGGAGUACGGAGUCACAAUAGAAAAAUUAAUAGAAAAAAUUGAAAGUAUACCAAAUGAGGACCACACGUUGCCAGCAAUAAAAUCGAGUAUCGAUGAUUUGGACGAUUGUGUUUCAAAUGAAAAAGCACCUCCGCCUGCUGGAUUUUUGGCUCAAUGUUACUUACUCUAUAAAAGGCAAUUGAUCUCUUUAAAGAGGGAUUACACUUUAAUGGUCAUUCGUCUUCUUUGUCAUUUGCUGAUUGGUGUAAUUUUUGGAUAUCUCUACAGGGGAAGUGGUUUUCGAGCGAAUGGAGUUUUUGCUAAUUAUGUCUAUCUUUACGGAUCACUUUUAUUAAUUGUUUACACGGGAAAAAUGGCCGUUACCCUUGCUUUUCCACUAGAGAUGCAAAUAUUGACUAGAGAACACUUUAAUCGAUGGUAUCGACUCGCUCCGUAUUAUAUUAGUUUGCUCCUGAUUGAAAUACCAUUUCAAGCAGCUUGUGCCCUAAUGUAUUUGUCUGUUAGUUACUGGUUGACGGGUCAACCUGUGGAAACACACCGAAUUGUUUAUUUUAUGCUCCUGAGUAUUGCUGCAAGUUUAACUGCACAGGCCUGGGGCUUUUUCAUCGGAGCGACAACUCCCGUACGAAUCGCAGUUUUCGCUGGGCCAAUUAUUGCUGUUCUCUUCUCGGUCUUUGGAUUUUGCAUCCGUUAUAUGGAUACGCCAAAAGUCUUUCGUUGGAUCUUCCACAUUUCCUACUUUAGAGCCGGAUUUCACAGUUUAUUGGUUUCAAUUUACGGUUUCAAUCGAAAAGAUCUAAAGUGCGAAGACACAAAGGAAGUAAUUGCUUAUUGCCAUUAUAAAAAGGGGCAAAAAUUCCUCAGUGAUAUGGAAAUUGCCGACACAAAUGUAGUCAACAAUUUGGUUCUAAUAAUAGGAAUUGGAGUGCUUAUGCAUCUCCUCACGGCAAGUGCACUUUGGUGCAAACUUAAUAGAAGAAAAUUUUCAACAAUGACUGAAGUGUGCCAAAAAUCGAGGAAUCUCAAGAUAAAUUUAAGCCAAAUUAAAAAACAUGAUACAUUCAAUGAUGCUGGAUCAAAUCAAUCGAAUAAAUCCAUUAAUUUGGUUUUCAACAAUAUCUCCUACAGUGUUCGGACUAAUAUUUUAUCGAAAAAAAGAAAACAAUUACUAUUCGAUAUUUCCGGAGAUUUUAGAUCGGGGGAGCUGACAGCAAUUAUAGGUCCAUCUGGAGCGGGAAAAUCGACAAUGAUGGAUAUUUUAGCUGGAUUCACGACAUCAUCAGUAACUGGAAAUAUAAUAGUUAAUGGAGAGAAUCGUGAUUUAGCAUCCUUCAGAAGAUCAUCAGCUUACAUUAUGCAAGAUGACAAUCUUCAACUUCUAUUAACUGUUCAGGAAGCAAUGGACUGUGCUGCAAAUUUGAAACUUAAUACUUCAGCUUCGGAAAAGAAGCACACUGUUGAUCAAAUUUUAGUUGCAAUGGGUCUUUCGAAAUGUCGAAAAACUCGUACUGACAAACUCAGUGGUGGACAGAGAAAAAGACUGGUAAUUGCUUUAGAGCUAGUGAAUAAUCCGCCGAUUAUGUUCUUUGAUGAGCCAACAAGUGGCUUGGACAGUGUAUCAUCAAAGCAGUGUUUGGCUUUUUUAAAAAUGUUGGCACGUGAAGGAAGAACAGUAAUUUGUACAAUACAUCAACCAAGUGCAACUCUUUUUGACAUGAUCGAUCAUCUUUACGUAGUGUCACAAGGAAAAUGCCUUUAUACUGGCGGAACAAAAAAUUUAGUUAAUUUUCUAGCUUCAUUUCAAUUAAAUUGUCCGACAUAUCAUAAUCCAGCGGAUUUUAUACUAGAAAUAUGCAACGGAGAUUAUGGCGAUCAUUUAUUAAAGUUAGUAAACUCGAUAGAAAAUGGUAAAAGUAAAUCUUGGCGAUCGCCAACAGAAGACGAUUUAUGUAAAAUAGAACAACUAAUUAAUGAGAAUAUUAUGACACCAAUAGUUUCACCAAAUCUUCCAACUCCUGCCAUAUUUAUGAAAAAUAAAAUCAAUGGAUCAAAUCAUGCAACUGGAUUUUGGAUGCAAUUGUGCAUUUUACUCAGACAAAAUUUCAUUCGACUUUCUAGAGAUAGGGUUCUGACUUUUAUGCGACUUUCAAUGCACUUUAUAAUUGCAAUUUUGGUUGGGAUUAUUUUCUUCAAUAUUGGCGAGGACGCCACUUACGCAUUGGAUAAUUACAAUUUGCUUUUCUUUAAUGUCAUGUUCCUCAUGUAUAGUGCAUUUAGUGCAACACUCAUAACAUUUCCUUUGGAAGUACCAGUUUUAACAAGAGAGCAUUUUAAUCGUUGGUAUAAACUUCAUUCAUUUUAUUUGGCUAACAAAUUGGCAGACCUCCCGAUACAAAUUAUAGCAACAAUUAUUUAUACUUUAAUAGUUUAUUAUAUGAGUGGCCAAGUAAAUGAAGUGAAGAGGCUGGCCCUUUAUAUUUUUAUAUGUAUUGCCAUCAGUCUCGUUGCACAAAAAAUUGGUCUUAUUGUUGGAAUAGCAAUGAAACUACAGAAUGGAGUAAUUUUUGGACCACUGUUCAUAAUGCCUUUUACAAUAUUCAGUGGUUUUUUUGUCCACAUGAAUGACGCUCAACCAUUUUUACAAUGGUUGUUUCAUAUUUCUUUUUUAAAAUACGGUUUCGAAGGAGUUAUGGUUGCCAUUUAUGGAUACGACAGACCAAAGAUGCGUUGCACCUCAGAUUAUUGCCAUUUUUCUCAUCCAAAACAACUUUUAAAAGCAGUUGGAAUGAGAUAUUCAGAUUAUUGGUACAGCAUUGCCAUUUUGAUUUUAAUUUACAUUAUACUCGAUACUUGUGCCUUCAUAAUAUUGAGAUUGAGGCUGAAACAACGUUUUUAUCGUUAAAAUGUGAUAAGCUUAAUAUAAUAUGUUUAAAAUUGAAUUAUAAAAUGUUAUUUAUUAAAUAACAUUGUAAAGUUUAUAUAAAUGAAGAUGUUGACGAAUUUUUUGUAUUUUCUGCAUAAAAGACAUUUUGAGGGAUGAAUAAUUUUGCCUACGGAGAGGUUCACGAUUCAUUGUACCUAACUUUUUCUUAAUAAAACAUUUUAUUCUUCUUUAUA